Messenger RNA from Colletotrichum tamarilloi, 1122 nucleotides. RefSeq lists its product as uncharacterized. Lineage: Eukaryota; Fungi; Ascomycota; Sordariomycetes; Glomerellales; Glomerellaceae. The record is from RefSeq and is a predicted model, not a curated record. The transcript has 2 exons. The coding region runs from base 1 to 1122 and encodes 373 amino acids.
AUGGAGGUUGAGAGUGAGAUUGAAGCUUAUGAUUCCGUGGCCAUCGUCGGCGAGAUGCCUCCAGAUCAACCCCCCCUCAACUGCGCCUACAACCGUGACGAUGUCGUCGCUGGCCUUACUCAAUACUAUUCGGCUCUCACGCGCCUCGCCUACAUUCCAUCAUCAUACGUCGACUUCCCACCGCCAGGAGGCUGGACAGACGCCGAUCUAGAUAUCGGCGCCCUGCGCGCUCUGCGACGCUCUGAGGUCGUUAUCGACCUGCUGCGCCAUCUCCCCUACGCCAGACCGAUGCACGACGGACCUCGUCCGGGCCCCUGGAACGUCGCACCACAAACCAAGGCUGUGCGCUACCUCCGUCACAUGGGACACUUCAGUCAGUGGUCCGAUCGCGGCGACGCGGGGCUUCAUGAGCUUGCUGCCCUUCCCACGCGCGACACGGGAGCCGCUCCGAUGGAUUUGCCGCCGGAUGUUGUCUGCCUCACGUAUGGAGAGUACCGUUCUUCCAGUUCGCGCACGAAGCCUUACUGGUGGAUCAUAGACUGCAGCCGAGGUAUCCUCACGCCGUACGAGGAGAACCUCUACACUGUUGGAAAGGUCCCGCGUAACAAGCCGUGGCGGUGUGUACGGUCGUACUCUGUUACAGAUUACUUCUCUCAGCUUGUGUCAAGCUUAGGUGUUCAGCUGUUCCCCGUGCCGCCGACCGAGGACGACGACGCUGAGAUCCUCGACCCGAGCGCUCUCGCCAAGUCGUCGGAGCCGGUGGACAUCUACAGCGCUCACGGCUGGGGCACUGGCGACCUCGCAGACUUCAAGCACGACGAGUGCAUCGUCGCGCUCCAGGGCUGGCGGCGCCGGGUACACGAGGCAGAACAGAGAAAGAUUGCUCAGGACGUUGACGACGCAGACGAUGAGGACUUUGAGAUGGACGACAGUGAUGACGAUGAGGAUGCGGCGCACGAGGGAGAAGCGGGCGACGGACUUGCUGAUGCCGUGGCGGAUAUGGAGAUGGAUGAUUUGAGUGCCGAAGCUGCUGCUCUGAGAGCCGAUAUGAGCCCAGAGGAGCGUGCAAAGUUUGAUUGCAGACAGACGCAGUCGCACUUUGAGUGGAUCGACGAGGAAUGA